Molecule: messenger RNA, 1002 nt
Organism: Hyaloscypha bicolor E
Lineage: Eukaryota; Fungi; Ascomycota; Leotiomycetes; Helotiales; Hyaloscyphaceae
Product: HET-domain-containing protein
Exons: 2
Source: RefSeq, a predicted model, not a curated record
CUUAUUCUUUCCUGGCUUCGUGACUGCGAAGUCGGACAUACAAGUACCUGUAACCCGAAUACUGACCAAAGAUAUAAAUCUUACGUUGACAUAAUCUUGAUCGAUGUCCUCGAACUAAGGUUAGUUCGAGCUCGUUCAGAUUGGAAAUACUUGGCCUUGAGUUAUGUCUGGGGCGGUGUCGCUAUACUGCAGGCUAUGAUCGAAAACAUUGCAACUUUGGAGCGGCAAUCAUCCCUUCUGGGACUUCAAGAAAAAAUCCCCAAAACAAUUCGGGACGCCAUGGAAAUGACAAAGGCUUUGAAAGAACGAUACCUGUGGUGUAAUGUUCUAUACAUAAUCCAAGAUGACGCGGAGCAGAAAUACGACCAGAUAGCACAUAUGGAUGUCAUUUAUAGACAUGCAAGCCUUACAAUAGCAGCACUUUCUAGUAUCAAUGCGAAUUCUGGCCUUCCCGGAAUCAGUCGCGAGUUUACUGGGCCGGAGAGAUGUCUAGGAGGUACCGAAAAUAUGUUGCUCAUUCCCCAACCACUGAAUUUGGAUGCCAUAGAUCCACUGCCUUAUGAGAGACGUGCCUGGACCCUUCAAGAGAGAAUCUUUUCAAAACGUAGGAUCUAUUUCACGGAACAGAACAUCUUUCUAUCCUGUAGUAGGGGAGUGUCCGCUGAGAACGAUGCUGGACGAGUUGUGAGAUUUCGGGACUCCUGGGAGCCGUUGAAUAAAUCCGAGGCGAUUGAGGGGCUCGCAGCCUAUGUCAGAAUAGUUAAUACUUAUACUAGGAGGGACUUGUCAUAUCAAAGUGACAUACUUAAUGCGUUUCAUGGUCUCGGCAUCCCUAUGGAAAACUUUCGAACCCGAUUCACGAACGGACUGCCUGAAAAUCCUUUCGAUUUCUCCCUUUUAUGGGCUCCUGAAAGGAUCUUGCAUCGUCGAUCUGGCUCAUCUGAGUCUGAAGAAUUUUUCCCCAGUUGGUCUUGGGCUGGUUGGAUUGGGCCGGUGACGUAU